Molecule: messenger RNA, 285 nt
Organism: Anisakis simplex (herring worm)
Lineage: Eukaryota; Metazoa; Nematoda; Chromadorea; Rhabditida; Anisakidae
Source: the annotation of a GenBank genome assembly
AUGAAAUUUGUUGAAUUUAAGAUCAAGAUCACCGAUAUGGAUAUUGAGUACCACGUGGAAUGCAAACACGACUUUCUAAAACUCUACGAGGGCGGUGGAACAGAUUCGUCGCUAAUACAUACGUAUUGUAACAAUCCGGAUGAAGAGCCACUUCAAGAACGAUUUAAAGAAGUGAAGUCGCGAGGAAGAUUCAUAACACUCUACUUUUAUACUGAUAAAACAGUACAACGAAAAGGCUUUCGUAUUGAAUACUCAUUUAGUGGAUUUGAGAACGGUUCGUUUUAG